Schistocerca gregaria is the source of this 1441-nucleotide messenger RNA. RefSeq lists its product as uncharacterized. The transcript is spliced from 2 exons. Gene Ontology annotation, biological process: COPII-coated vesicle budding; positive regulation of TOR signaling; protein import into nucleus. The record is from RefSeq and is a predicted model, not a curated record. The coding region runs from base 60 to 992 and encodes 310 amino acids. Gene Ontology annotation, cellular component: nuclear pore outer ring; COPII vesicle coat. Lineage: Eukaryota; Metazoa; Arthropoda; Insecta; Orthoptera; Acrididae. Gene Ontology annotation, molecular function: structural molecule activity; protein binding.
AGCUUUUUUACCUGAGAUAGGCAGUGACAUUAAAAUCGUUUGAUACCUGCCACUCGGACAUGGUUCAUGAUGUCCAAAUGGAUUAUUAUGCCAGGCGUUUGGCAACUUGCUCAUCGGACCAUACGAUCAAAAUUUUCGAUGUAGCGAACGACACACAUUCCCUUGUAGCUCAAUUGGCGGGUCAUACUGGCCCAGUGUGGCAAGUAUCAUGGGCGCAUCCUCGAUUCGGAAAUAUUAUUGCAUCUUGCGGGUAUGAUCGUAAUGUCAUCAUAUGGAAGGAGCAAGAAAAUGUAAAAAAUUCUUGGGUUCAAAUUUACAAAUAUAGCAAUCAUCAAUAUUCUGUCAAUUCUAUUGCUUGGUCUCCUCAGGAGUAUGGCUUGUGUUUGGCUUGUGCAUCUUCCGAUGGGUGUGUGUCGGUCAUUCAGCUCAACGAUGACGAAACUUGGAAUGUAGAUAAAUUCGAGGCACAUAACUUUGGUGCUAAUUCUGUAUCUUGGGCACCUGCGUCUUCUUUUCUAAUGGGAUUCUCGACUCAGCCUCAAGUUCGCAGACUUGUGACGGGUGGGUGUGACUGCCUGGUGAAAAUUUGGGUCUCUGACCUCACUCAACUUGGCGCUUCACAACAAUCAGGCUCAAAUUGGGUUUUAGAGCACUCGCUGACAGGCCACAAAGAUUGGGUCAGAGACGUCCAAUGGGCCCCAAACGUGGGUACUUUAAACGAAACGAUUGCAUCGGGAUCUCAAGAUGGCACAGUCUACAUAUGGACUUCUGAUAACUCUAAUCAAGCAUCGCCUUCUACUUGGUCAAAACAAGCGCUGAAACCUGAACUUGGAGAAACCAUAUGGCGUCUAUCCUGGUCACUAACGGGAAAUAUCUUAGCCGUUUCUAGCGGGGAUGAUAAAGUGACCCUAUGGAAAGAAGCCAUAGACCGUAAAUGGACUUGCUUGACGUCUAUCAACGAAAAAAAAACUGAACAGCAAAGUAGCAACUAAACUUUAAUUCUCACCACGCAUAACCGAUAAAUUUGCUUAAAGUUUUGCAUUUUAUUAUCUCUCUCAACAAAUGGCGUCAAUACUAGCAACGAAUUUAUAUAGUACGGUAAAAUAUGUAUUUGUCUAUAUCCUUAUUUGAAGACCAAAAGAGACAUUCUAAUUCCGCGUGGAAUAAGCCGAUCCGUCGUUUCCUUUUCAUCAGAACGGUUCAACCGCUUAAGUUUUCGACAAAGAUAAAACAAAAUUUGAUGAUAAAAAAUAUUGUAUCAAAAACCGGAUCGACCCUUUCCAGCUCACAACAUCUGUUUGAACCUUUUCCAACCGCCUUGAAAAACCGCUAAUUAGAUGAAGUGCUCCCCUAUUUCAAGAGAAUGUAGAGCUUCGACUUUUCCAAAAACUUUGUUUCAAUUUUUGCGACGGACCGCAGGGCCCCUCCCUAUCUAGAAAAA